GACAGUCAUUGCCCACCAGUCGUCGUGGCAGCAACAUGUGCAAAGGUCUGGGCUUCACCACAGGCCUGGUGGCAUUUUGUGCCUUUCUUUGUUGCUUUGGCGCGCUGCACAUGCUCAACAAGAUUCCCCAUGUGGAUGAUGAUGAUGAGGAGCAGCUUCAAUCACAAUCGCUCAGCUGCAAGCCUCUUUUUGUACUGGAUCUAACUUCAGUGCAACUCUUGUAUAUAAAAUGGACUUUGGUGCUGACUAUUUUCUAUAACUUUGUGGUCAUGUUGCUGAUUAGAGCUCAGUAUUUAACACACUUUGAUAUCAACCUUGUGACCUCCAAUGCGAUGCUGCUCAUUGGCGCAGCUCUUUGCUUGGCAAUCUUCGUAGACACCGGUUUACUGCAUGAGCGGCUGCCCUUUGUGGAGUCCUGGUGCAACCAAUUCAUCGUUGGCUUUAUGUACCUAAUUGCCAUCGAAGUUUGCAUUUCUGUCGUCUUCUUUCUUAUACACUCUUGCCAAUGUUAUUUUCAGCUUGAGCAGCGUGGUUAUUAAAAAGUAAGUUCCUGGAGAGCCCUCUACUUCUUAAAAGUCUAUGGCUUACAAAUUUCUUAUGCUUAUUCUAAAAACUAAUUUGCUCAGUCUCUUAAAUUAUAU
This is a messenger RNA of Drosophila busckii, 641 nucleotides long. RefSeq lists its product as uncharacterized. Lineage: Eukaryota; Metazoa; Arthropoda; Insecta; Diptera; Drosophilidae. The record is from RefSeq and is a predicted model, not a curated record. The transcript is spliced from 3 exons. Bases 36 to 539 code for a protein of 167 amino acids.